Messenger RNA from Ilex paraguariensis (yerba mate), 937 nucleotides. The record is from the annotation of a GenBank genome assembly. Lineage: Eukaryota; Viridiplantae; Streptophyta; Magnoliopsida; Aquifoliales; Aquifoliaceae.
UCAUAGGAAUCAGUGGGGACUCCAGAGUUGUCCCAUCUUGAAUGUUAGCAUGCCAGAAUUUUGUCAAUCUUUUUCUGGACAGAGUCUUCCCUCCGGAGAGGUUCAGAAGACGCCUCUUGAUAGUAGUUUUUCUACAAAACGUUGGUAUGGAAAUCUGGUCUUACAAAAUCUUAAGCGAUCAGGAGGAAUUGCUUUAUUAAGUGAAGCAGUCUCUAUUCCUUAUGGUCCUAUAGCUGUUGCUAUUCCAAUUGUCCCAACCAUUCGCGUCCUUGUUACUUUUACAAAGUUUGAGGAGCUUCAGCCAGCGGAGGAGUUCUCAACUCCUCUUUCCAGCCCUGCACAUUUCCAAGAUGCCAAGUCUAAGGACUCAGAAGGGUCCACAUCGUGGAUUUCAUGGAUGAGAGGAAGCCGUGGUGGGCAAUCAAGCGAUGGUGAAAGUCGCAGCUUCAGGGAUGAGAUUGACCCGUUCCUCAUACCAUUAGAUUAUGCUUGGGUUGAUGCAAAUGAGAAAAAACGUCGGAUGAAAGCCAAGAGAGCAAAGAGCAAGAAACAUAAAAAACAAGCGGCUGCCAGAAAUCCGGAUGGUAGCCGUCAGGUGAGUGAGGAUAUGGAAGAAUAGGGGCACAAAAAAUUCUUAUCGGUACAAUGCUCCUUCUGGAUCUUGUACAAGAAGAGGGGGUGUAAAGCCCAUACCUUGCAUGUAUGGCUUCUAUCAUUCAUUCGGGUGUGGUAGAAUGGUUGGUUCAUGUGAAAUUAUUAGGAGAUUGCUUCUUGUUGCUGAAGAAGAUCCUAGCUUCUUCAUUGUCGUAGUAUUAUUAUGUGAUGUGAAAUUGGUGAGCAACAGAAUCUCCUUUUUGUUUUUUCUUCAAAGCUUGUUUCUGAGCUAAUUCUUAUUAUAUAACUAUUAUUAAUGAUUCAAUAUUGUUUAAAAUCAAAA